Cinara cedri is the source of this 411-nucleotide messenger RNA. The record is from the annotation of a GenBank genome assembly. Lineage: Eukaryota; Metazoa; Arthropoda; Insecta; Hemiptera; Aphididae.
AUGAAGAUUGGUAUUUUAGGUUUUGCUGAUGAUUUGAAUAUAGUUAGUGACGAUGAAGAGAGUGUGGCACAGAGUAUCGUAGCUCUCAUUAACGAAGCGAAAACCAUAGGGCUAAAUUUAAAUGAUAAUGAAACCAAAGUCAUGGAGCUAUUACCAGACAACAACCAGGUUGACAAUGUGAUGAUUCAAGAAUAUAAAUUUGAAAAAGUACACCAGUUUACAUAUUUAGGGGUCUCUAUCAGUAGUAAUAAUGACUGGUUCAUUGAAUUAAAUAGCCGAAUCAUUAAGGCAGAAAAGGCAUCAUUUUUGUUAAUUAAAUACUUAAAAUCUAAACUGUUCUCUAGAAAAAUCAAAGUACAUCUCUACACGGCGAUAAGUAGACCAACAUUAACAUAUGGAUGUGAGGUAUGA